Abrus precatorius (Indian licorice) is the source of this 2006-nucleotide messenger RNA. RefSeq lists its product as uncharacterized. The coding region runs from base 249 to 1871 and encodes 540 amino acids. NCBI's taxonomy places the organism in Eukaryota, Viridiplantae, Streptophyta, Magnoliopsida, Fabales, Fabaceae. Gene Ontology annotation, molecular function: protein binding. The record is from RefSeq and is a predicted model, not a curated record. The transcript has 3 exons.
UCACACUGGAUAUGCUUAUUUAAAAUUCCCCAUUUGUUCCUCACUAGUCCAUUGCCGUAUUCUCUCUCUAACCCCGCUUUCUUUCUCACCCACUCCACCCCCUAUAUAUUUCUCUUCCAUUCAUUAUUAAAAGGGGCAGAGAGAGAGAUUAUGUGUAUCCUUUAGCUGGUGGGAGAAGGAGGAGUGGGGUGUGAUAUUUUGAUGGUCCAAGGUUGAAUCUUCUGCUCCAACACCAUCAUCCACCAUCAAUGGCUGUCACCUCUCCCUCUCUCAAUGCUACAGAGAAGAAGUACUGGUGGCUAACCAACCGGAAGAUUGUUGAGAAGUACAUAAAAGACGCACGUAGCCUCAUUGCAACUCACGAACAGAGUGAGAUCGCUUCGGCUGUGAAUCUUCUAGACGCAGCUUUGGCUAUAUCUCCACGCCUAGACGAAGCGCUUGAGCUGAGAGCGAGGUCUCUCAUCUAUUUACGAAGGUUCAAAGACGUGGCUGAUAUGCUUCAAGACUACAUUCCCAGUCUGAGAAUAGCGAACGAAGAUUCUAACUCUAUUUCUUCGGAUAACUCGUCUCAGCAGCUUUCAAGGGAGGGUGUAAAGCUUCUAUCUUCCGCGGAUUCUACGGUUUCAGAUCAAAGUUUCAAGUGCUUCUCUAUUUCUGAUUUGAAGAAGAAACUCAUGGCAGGACUGUGUAAAAAUUGCGACAAAGAAGGAUAUUGGAGAUACUUGGUUUUGGGGAAAGCAUGCUGCCAUCUAGGCCUAAUGGAAGACGCAAUGGUUCUUCUCCAAACCGGAAAACGCCUAGCAAGCGCCGCAUUCCGCCGCCAGAGCGUGUGUUGGACUGACGACAGCUUCUCCCUCUCCCUCUCAAACCCACCCUUCUCCGCCGACACCACCCAAUCCGAAACCCUCACGCAACUCCUCUCCCACAUCAAGCUCCUCCUCCGCCGACGCGCCGCUGCACUCGCAGCCCUCGACGCUGGCCUCCAUUCCGAGGCCAUCCGCCACUUCUCCAAAAUCGUCGACGGCCGCCGCGCCGCCCCUCAAGGCUUCCUCGCCGAAUGCUACAUGCACAGAGCCUCCGCGUUCCGCUCGGCGGGUCGAAUCGCCGAUUCAAUCGCUGACUGUAACCGCACACUGGCCCUCGACCCCACUUGCAUCCAAGCACUCCACACCAGAGCCUCACUCCUCGAAACCAUUCGUUGCUUCCCCGAUUCCCUUCACGACCUCGAACAUCUCAAACUCCUCUACAACACCAUCUUACGCGACCGCAAACUAGCCGGUCCCGCUUGGAAGCGCCAGCACGUGCGUUACAGCGAAAUCCCCGGUAAACUCUGCGCCCUCACCACCAAGAUUCAAGAACUCAAGCAAAGGGUGGCUUCCGGUGACACGGGUAAUGUGGAUUACCACGCUUUGAUCGGGUUGAGACGUGGGUGUUGUCGUUCCGAGUUGCAGAGGGCUCAUUUGUUGCUGUGUUUGAAACAUAAGCCUGAUAAGGCUACGAGCUUCAUCGAACGGUGCGAACUCGCGGACGAGCGUGAUCUCGAGUCGGUUAAGGAAAGGGCGAAGAUGUCGUCGUUGUUGCUGUAUAGGUUGGUUCAGAAGGGUUAUGCGAACGUGAUGGGUAGCGUUAUGGAGGAGGAAGCUGCAGAGAAGCAGAGGAAGAAGGCUUUGGAAGAUCAAGUGAAGAAUAACUGUAAGGUGGAGAAUCAGAAAUUGGAAAACAAAAAGUGCACGGUGUCGUCUCCUUCGACAGCGAAUCCCUCGGUUUUUCAAGGCGUGUUUUGCCGCGAUCUUGCGGUGGUUGGGAACUUGCUUUCGCAAGUGGGGUUCAACCGUUCCAUGCCGGUCAAGUACGAGGCGUUGAGUUGCUGAUUCAUUCGUUUUUGCCAGCGGAAAGAAUCUCUGCUUUGUACAAAUGGAUAAUGUUUUUUAGGCUGCCGGAAAAUUUUGUCACCUUCUGUUUUUUUUAAAUUUUUUAUUUUAAAAUUUGCUUUUAUGUUCAUUUAU